GUCACUUUCAUGACUCUGAGCUUCGAUGCAUCAGUUUGUUUGUGUUUGACUGUCUGUAGCAACCAGCAAACACCGCAGGACGGCGAGCUGCUGGAGCCUUCAGGGGGAUAAAUAUGGAGAAAUACGCCCCUAAAUUUAGCAAAGUUCUGCUGACACCCGACCCACAUUACAUACCAGGGUACGCAGGCUAUUGCCCGCAGCUGAAGUACAAUGUGGGGAAGUCCUACGGCCAGCUCACAGCCGAACUGCUCACCAAUCCUGAGGUGAACCACUCCAACCGCCUGGUCCUCCACACAGGUCACAUCCCCUCCACAGAGUGUGACCCUGGUCUGACACUGAGAAGCAACCCUGAAAGUAACAUGAGGAAGGUGAUACCAGGAUUCACAGGCUUCAUCCCAAAAAGGCGGAACUACUUUGCCUGCAGCUACUCUGAAACAUGUCAUAAAGCGUUGUCUGAGUUUCAACAGGAAAGGCAUGAAAGGAUCCAACGGAAAUCAUCAGAACUGCCAGUUAUUGUCAACUACACCAACCAACAGUUUGAAAGGCCAAAACCCCCUUUGACAGCGAUCUCCAAUAAAGUGAUCUACAAACCGUUGAAGCCCUUCAUCCCCCUUGGAAAACCAUAUUUCAUGGACGAUGAUAACCCACACAAGUAUUUCAUCUCAGGAUUUACAGGGCACGUGCCGAAAUCUCGCUUCCUAAUUGGCAAAGGUUACCCCAUCACUACCAACCGGGCGCUGAUCCAGUUUGGGAAGCAGCAGCAGGCUGAGCCCACCUUCAAACACAUCCCAGAGUGGAAGGACAGUACAAUACCUCCCAUCCCGGCAAUCUAUCCAUCAAACAGGGGUGUGGUGCCAUCAUUCACAGGACAUAUACCAGGAUACCAAUUCAUGUAUGGACAUACCUUUGGUCAACUUUCCAAGAAUGCACUGGAAAAGAGCAGCAUCAAGAGAACCCUUCAGGCAAAGUCAUAAAACACCUCAAUAAAAUGAUUACCAGCAUUA
Messenger RNA from Thunnus maccoyii (southern bluefin tuna), 1004 nucleotides. It is a transcript of the gene cimip2b, whose product is annotated as family with sequence similarity 166 member B. The record is from RefSeq and is a predicted model, not a curated record. The coding region runs from base 114 to 974 and encodes 286 amino acids. The transcript is spliced from 6 exons. NCBI's taxonomy places the organism in Eukaryota, Metazoa, Chordata, Actinopteri, Scombriformes, Scombridae.